Anopheles nili is the source of this 2842-nucleotide messenger RNA. RefSeq lists its product as uncharacterized. The coding region runs from base 1 to 2787 and encodes 928 amino acids. The transcript is spliced from 12 exons. Gene Ontology annotation, biological process: proteolysis. The record is from RefSeq and is a predicted model, not a curated record. Lineage: Eukaryota; Metazoa; Arthropoda; Insecta; Diptera; Culicidae. Gene Ontology annotation, molecular function: serine-type endopeptidase activity.
AUGGCGUCACGGUCGGUGUUGCUGGUGUUGUUGGCGGUUCUAGCCGUCAGCCGUGGCGAGCUAAGUACACUGUUCCCUGUCGAUGUUGGCCUUGCCAAGGAGAACCCGUUUAUGCCCAAUGAACGGGAUGCGUUUGAUGAUUGUCACAUUCGGUAUUACCGGUUUGGUAAGGAUACGACGGUUACUAAUCCAUUAUCAACCUACGAUGAACCUCGUGAAUUCAGCCACGUUGUUGCGAUCGGAUGGACCAAAUCGGGAGGUACAACGCACUGGAACUGCAAGGGUGUACUGAUAUGGAACACCUUUGUACUAACCUCCGCGCAUUGUACCAUGGGCGAAGGCAAUGCUGCUCCCGAUGUCGUCCGGCUGGGUGAUGGAAACAACUUCCCACGAGAGCGGAAAAUUAAGGAAAUCAUAAGGCACCCCAAUUUCAAUCCCAACGUCGGGCUGCAUGAUAUCGCUCUCCUUCAACUAGAAUCCAGAGUCGACAUCAAUGCGACAGCGGCACCGACGUGUUUGUGGCUUUCUCAGGAAAUACCAUUCCCAUUGCUGGAAUCUUUGGUGAACACAAGAGCAAGCCGCGGACGAAAGGCAUCGGUGAUGGCGACUGAGAAGAUGGCGGUGAAGCGCAAGGACGAUUGUUUCUCAUUUGCCCUCAACGAAUCAGGUCUGCCAGAGGAACAGCUGUGUACGACAGCGACCAGUUCUAGCAAAACGGAAUGUUUGGACGCGAAACAAGGUGAUCCACUGCAAGUUCGUCUAUUGCAUAACUUCAGGAGGAGCCCGUUUUUGGUGGGUUUUCUAUCCUUCCCAGUGUCCUCCGGCGGGUGCAAUGCAACGCGGGUCUACACCAGGGUCGCACCCUACCGUGAGUGGAUGCUACAGGCGAUGCAGGAGCGCAGUACAACGAUCAAACCGCAGGACUUCUUCCCAGCCGUUUGUGCACUUCGCUACGCGAAUUUGCGACCCCGAGUGGACGAGCUGAUCGAAGAGGUUACCGGCGAGCUUCCCGUGUACGGUGUACAGGUGGAAGCUAGAGAUAAAGAGCAUUUCAACUACAUCGUGCAGAUAGAACAACCUCAGAAGUCGGAGCCCGAUAGGAAAGAUCCUUGCGUGGGAACGUUUAUCGAUCAGCGGACAGUGCUGACGUUGGCGGAAUGCGUCGAUGGCUUCCAGCCAACCAACGUGGUACAUCGCACGAAGCACGGCAACGAUCCGACUUAUCCCGUUGCAUCGGUUCACGUGCAUCCCGGUUACGUGUCGGGCUCUCAGAAGAACAAUCUAGCGGUGUUAAAGGUGAACAAAGCAACCAACCCGGGUCUUUAUGCAUAUACCGUGUUUCCGGCCUGCAUGUGGCUGCAGGACAGCUUACCCGAUCCGAGAAUGAACCUAGUUGGUUACGGAUUAAGUGGUUUAAACACCUUCUCGGAAGUAGUGGACGAUGAUGAGAUUGAAGAUUCUGGUCCAGCCAUGGUAAUGUCUGCAAUGAAUACGUACUCCUUGGGCAACUGCAGCGAUCAUUUGGGACUACUGGGCGAACACAUUUCACGUCAGAAUUUCACUGAUGAGCAACACAUCUGCCUUCGAAGCGAUCAGUGGGCGGUUCCGGAACUUUGCCGUGAUUUGCGUGGUGGACCGGUCCAGCGACACAUCUUCCGAGCUGGGGUGUAUUUCAAGUACCUGUACGCGUUAACCGUAUCAGGUCGCACCUGCGGCAACGGAGUACCGAGUGUUGCAAUACGGCUCGCUCCUCACGUUGACUGGCUGCGAUCGGUGAUCUUCAACAACACAGACAGCCAGAAGUUGCAGUCUAGCUCACUGAUCAUCAUCAACCCGGAUCUGAAGCGCAGUGACGAGUGUAACAAUGGAGAAGGAUCGUUGGGUAUUUGCGUGCCACAGGAACAGUGCACAAGCACGAACGAACGGCUACGUCAGGGUCAACGGGUGACUGUGUGUUCCGAAGGUACGAUCGUUUGCUGUUCUUGGGGAGACAUCGCGAAGAACACCAGCCCAAAUCCCGUCCGUACGGAGCUCGAAAACUGUGACGAAGGGUACCGGGCGAUUCGGAAGCAACGAACGAAGGAUAUACUCCGAUACACCAACCUGCCGACCAUAGCCGACGUAGGAUGGAACGUGAACGGCGGGGAAAUAGUGUUCGCUUGCAUGGGUUUUCUUAUCACACUGAACACCGUCGUGACGAGUGCGCGUUGUGUCGAGUCCUACCCACACAAACCGGGCGUAAUACGGAUAGGAGCGAUGGGAGCCUCAAGAUCUUCGGAUUAUGUGCUAAAGACUGUACGGCAAGUGCGCGUCCACGAGGACUACGACAAGAUGACCGGCAUAAACAACAUCGCUCUGAUCCAACUGACGAGUCCUAUAAAAGCGAAUCCGUUCCACUAUCCAGGGUGCCUUUAUCGGAAUCAAACUCACAGUCCCGUCCGUCAGGUGGUCCUGGUUAAAUCGGGUGAAGAUGAAAUAGAGUUUUCGGAGGUUUCGCCUCUCUAUCGGAGCGAAUGCGCGGACCAGAUGAGUGAACCGCUGGCACCGGGGCAGUUGUGCAUGAAGCAGGCGCAACCGGAAGCGGUGUUCAGAUACAGUAGCAAGUGCUACAUGACGGGCAAUCCGGCAUUCUGGAACCAGUUCCCCGAGAAUGAGGACGAUGAUGAGGUGGACAUUUUGGUGGGGCUUUUUAGCCAUGGAAAAUGUGGCUAUGAUGGCAUCGAACACACGCAGGUGUUCACGCGCAUUUCAGCCUACUACGAUUGGAUUGUCGACAACGCAAAGUAAGUACGGGUUACGGUAGUACACGCGCCUACUUCUGCUGAAUAAAAGUGCAAAAUUA